AUGGCAAGAAGAGAAGUAGAUGUAGGAAAAGAAGAGGAAGAGAGGGAGGCCAGCAAGGUUAUGAAGGGAUGGGAAAAAAGCUUGAGAAAAUUUGGCAGAACAUCGGAGGGAGCAAAAUGUGAAUCGAAUGCUGAAGCGGUGGGGGUUGGCGGGUCGACUGAUGGCUUGACAAUGGACACAUACUACUUUGCGACCGCAAGCUUGGAGCAUUUUGGGCCUUUGGUGGGCUCCCUGUGGUUCCCGGUGUGGCUCACCACUUUCCUGUGGCGGGUUUUGUCGACUCCGAUUCUGGAACGGUUCCACGAGUCAUCGAGGAAACGGACCCCAUUUCACGACGACGGGGAUGUGAGCUUCAGUCAGGAAGGCUUCGGCAUACGCAUAGCUCUUCCCGAAAAGAAUGGCAAUUCGCACGAUUUCUCCCGAGUGAUCCACCUCGUUCUCGACAAAUUGGGGGAAACUGGGGGCAUCGCGUCGAGAAAAUCACCCGAGAAGGAAGAGCCAUUUUUGAAACAGACAGCGAUAUUCCUGGGCGAGGCAAAUCUGCAUUCAAAAGAACCAUUCAUCGCAACUUUGAUGCACUUGGACUACAUGAGAACGGCCAAAGACCCCAAGAUGGAACAGUUGCGAUGUCGGCGAAAGAUACUUCAAGACUUUUCAUAUCAAACUCUAUGCGGCUUUGACGUGAACCAAGAGACCAGCUUUGAGUUGAGGCAGUUACAAAGUGUGAGCUGGGCCAACACUGAGGCAAUUGCGACUACCUGCCUCAACAACAUGGGUCACGCUCUCCUCCAGGAACUGCUGACUCAUCUGGACCGCAUCCACAUUGGCCCCGAGCUCCGAGACAGCCCAGCGGAGGAUCUAUGCAAUGGCCUCAGGUACCAAGGCGUCCGUCCAGAUGCAGGCAGCUGGGCUUUCAGGCACGCGGCACGCUUCGGAUGUUGGAGCAAUAAGGUAAGCAAGCCAAGCUUGGCCCACGGAUACCCGAGUCCCCGUCGCAAUGUUAGCCCGUUGCUUACCUUGCACUCCGGCGCGUUCAGCAAUGCUGCAGCGCAUCUCUCUCCAGCGCAGGAUCAAUGGCAGCCGCAUCACCCUGCGAGAGCUCUGUCUCGGGCUUCUAACUCGCUGCGUGCCUUGGGCGAGUUGGGGCAGCUCCGCGCCGUCUUAGCUUUUGAUAGGCAGAUAAGAUACCUGCACCUAUCGGGUGCUGCGUCAUGGUCCUUCGUGCCUUGCGGAGGCGAGUGGGCAGGUUGUCACGGGGGCGCAGUUGCUAAGGCGCCGCCCCAGCUUCCGCAUCUUCCCCCCGUCAACACAUCAUCAUCCCCCCCAUCCGUUUCAACCGCCAUCUCCUCAGUAUCACCAGCACGAAGACGCAGGGCGCUAAACACCAUCAGCACUCUCCUCACCGCGGCCGUGCUGUUGGGUGCGGCCCAGGCCGAAGUCCACAAGCUGAAGCUGAAGAAGGUCCCCAUUGAGGAGCAGCUUAACUCUGUUCCUAUCGAGCACCAAGUCAGACAGCUCGGCCAGAAGUACAUGGGCGCCCGCCCUGACAGCCAUGCCGAUGCCAUGUUCAACCAGAAGCCCUUCACAAGCACUGGCGAGCACCCCGUGCCUGUGAGCAACUUCAUGAACGCUCAGUACUUCUCCGAGAUCGAGAUCGGUACUCCUCCCCAGACCUUCAAGGUUGUUCUGGACACUGGUAGCUCCAACCUGUGGGUUCCUUCCCAGCAGUGCGGCAGCAUUGCAUGCUACCUGCACUCCAAGUAUGACUCUUCGUCGUCGUCCACCUACAAGUCCAACGGCUCCGAGUUCGAGAUCCACUACGGCUCUGGCAGCUUGACUGGUUUCGUCUCCCAGGAUGACGUCUCCAUUGGCGAUCUUAAGAUCAAGAAGCAGGACUUUGCCGAGGCCACCAGCGAGCCUGGCCUUGCCUUUGCCUUCGGUCGCUUCGACGGCAUCCUCGGUCUUGGUUACGACACCAUUUCCGUCAACAAGAUUGUUCCCCCCUUCUACAACCUUGUUAACCAGAAGGCUAUUGACGAGCCUGUCUUCGCCUUCUACCUCGGCGACACCAACGAGGAGGGUGACGAGAGCGAGGCUACCUUUGGUGGCCUCGAUGACUCUCACUACGAGGGCAAGAUCACUUACAUCCCCCUCCGCCGCAAGGCUUACUGGGAGGUCGACCUCGAUGCCAUUACCCUUGGCGACGAGACCGCUGACCUUGAGGGACACGGUGCCAUCCUUGACACCGGUACUUCUCUGAACGUCCUCCCCUCUGCUCUUGCUGAGCUGCUCAACAAGGAGAUCGGUGCCAAGAAGGGCUACAACGGCCAGUACUCUGUUGAGUGCUCCAAGCGUGACGAGCUUCCCGACAUCACCUUCACUCUCUCUGGCUACAACUUCAGCAUUUCCGCUUACGACUAUGUCCUGGAGGUCUCUGGCAGCUGCAUCUCCACCUUCCAGGGCAUGGACUUCCCCGAGCCGGUCGGCCCCCUUGUCAUCUUGGGAGAUGCCUUCCUGCGCCGGUGGUACUCUGUUUACGACCUCGGCAAGAACGCCGUUGAAUACGUCGAUUACUCGGUCAAUCAGAUCCAGGGUGCGGCUCAUUUGUCUUUCAGCAUCUGUGUCAUUGUGCAUUAUCUACGUGAAAGUAGGCCCACCUUUGAGGAGCUCGAACUGUGCUGCAGAGGCCAUGUGUUGAACAAAAUCAAUAAUACUGUUUGCAAUAUGAGAAAGAAGCUUCAACAAGCUACCCUCUUCACGAAGAUCAUCACGUGGGUAAUGGGCCCGCUUAUUCAGAUCGGCAAGCCAAUCGCUGCUGACCUCAGCUCAGUGCCUUUUCGCCAGCAACCAACAAGGACCCGUGGUUCUGUCCAAUUUUCCAGUAUAGCCUCCCGACAGUCACGCAGGGGAAUUGCUCCAGGAGCAUUUGCAAGGCGAGAAAAAUCCAAAUACGGCGACUUUGAUGGACCCCAUUCAUUUUCCGAGUACCGUUGCUUGUCUUUGAGUUUUGGAGUUCCACCAAGACGAGCGACCGACGAACCUCGCGCGUCGCGACAAUCCCGCCCUCCACUAGGCUACCUACCACCCCCGUCGUCCCGCGCGACAUCGACAGAACGAACCGCCCGAAACGCCCUGGCAUCGCGAUAA
Molecule: messenger RNA, 3147 nt
Organism: Colletotrichum lupini
Lineage: Eukaryota; Fungi; Ascomycota; Sordariomycetes; Glomerellales; Glomerellaceae
Product: eukaryotic aspartyl protease
Exons: 24
Coding region: 1-3147 (1048 amino acids)
Biological process (GO): proteolysis
Cellular component (GO): fungal-type vacuole
Molecular function (GO): aspartic-type endopeptidase activity
Source: RefSeq, a predicted model, not a curated record